GCGCGAGCGUCUGAUAUUGGUAGCCUUAUUAAUUUAUAAUAGCCUGACCGUAUUCCAUUUCGUACAACGCUAAUUUUAUAUCAGACAAUGUCCAAACUUACUGUGUUGUUUUUGCGCUUUAAAUUAUAGUUAUUGAUAAAUGUCCGAUAAGCAAUGUUUAAUAUGAUUAAUAUCACUUUUAUACGCAAUAACAUGUGGGAUUGAGGUACCCACCCGGCGUCAGAAAGCGCGUAAAACUUCACCGAAUUCCCAGUUAUAAAGCGCUAUUUCGUGUCAAAUACACGGGGAGGCGGCAAUGUUUCGGUAAUAAUUUUGUUAAUAACACGGGUAAAUACCGGUGAAGUGUUAAUUUAUUGCAAAUACCACCAUUACACGUAAUAACGGGUUCGAUUUCGGUAAGCGCGCAAGCGUUUGAGAGCGUGUUUAAUGUACCGAUUUACCCGUUAUAAAUAGCUGAUGUUCUCUUUAAACGUAUAUUUUUUUGCAUUUGCAGAAUAACUAAAUGGCAUCAACCCCUUUACAAGUGUAAUAUGGUGUUAAACAAGUCCAUAAAAUCAUCCGGAAUAUAGCGUAAAUCUAUAUGCAGUCUAUAGGCAAAGAAGCCAUUUUGGUGUUAGUUUGUCUAGGUUUUCUUUCCACUGAGCCACGUGAUCAAGUGGGCGGAGCGAUCACUGAUAAGGCGUCAUGUCAAUUCGUUGAUAUCAAUUAAUAGAAUCACGUAUUUUGUGUAGUUAAAUGUUGCUCAGCAACAUAAUGUAAAACAGAGAUAGCGGCAGACUUUUAAACUCAGCGUCUGGGUUUCCGUUAUUAAUGUUUGCCAGGUAGCUGAGUGGCGGAUAUAUUGAAGCCGUGCGUUUCUUGUGUUUUUAAAUACAGUGCUUCGUCUCACUUCUGUGCAUUACACGUGUGGUAUUUAGAAAUAUAGUUAUGUAUUUUAAAUACAAAAUGGUCUUGUACAUUGUAUAUUUAGUUUUACUUCCAACUGUUUUUUCACAAAUGUCAAGUGAAACAUCAACAUCUAGAAUUAGUAGAAGAUUGGAUAGAAUUGAAGAAGACUUAAGAGCUGAAUUGCGUAAUUUACGAAAGGAUCUGAAAGAAGAAAUAAAUUUUAUAAUAGAGGACAUAUCUGCGCUUUCUACCAGGCUUACGGGAUCUUCAGGACAGGUUGUGAGACAUGACGAAGAACAAGUUUCUAAAACACAACAGGCGUCGUGUGAUUGUGGAGAUAUUGUGAGUCAAUAUGAAAAUGUAAUGAUGGCAUUUAAGAGAGAAAAAUUCGAAAAUAUAUUGCUUCGAAAGGAAUUUCAAGAAAUGAGAAAACAACAUGAUUUUGAAAUCGGAAAUAUCAGCAAAAAGUUUAUUAACAUGGAAUCUAGAUUAAACAAUGCGGAAAAGACAUUACUUUCAGAAAUUGACUCGAUUAAAAAUGAAAAAAUGGCGCAGUUACAUCCAGAAAUAAACACAAUUAAAGACGAAACAAUUGUAGAAUUUCAAGAAAUGAAAAAACAACAGGUUGAAAAAUGUUACAAAGUCGAAACAAGAUUAACAAGUGCGGAAACGACAUUACGUUCAGAUAUAGAAAACAUAAAAAAAGAAAACAUGGCGAUUAACCAUAGCUAUGCUGCGUGUCAAACAUAUAUAAAUAACACGCGUUCUUACUUCAACGACGUGACUAUUCAUUUAAAUGAGUCAUUGACAAACCGUUCUUUGAAUGCAUUACAGGAAAUAGCUCGGAUAACAUCAGAAACUGCUAAUCUUAAAACGUCGAAUGAAAUCUUGAAGAGCAAAACUGAUUUAUUAAUUCGGCAUCUACGUCACUUCCUUCCUCAAUCCUGUGACAGCGUAGUUAAGAGUGGCGAAUAUACAAUAUAUCCCGAUUUGUACAUAGACGGCAUACAAGUUUAUUGUAAUUUGGACUCCACGAACAAGGGAUGGAUAGUUAUACAGAGGAGGAAAGAUGGGUCUGUAGAUUUCAAUCGCCCUUGGGCGGAUUACAAAUUUGGCUUCGGUAUCUUGAGUGGUGAAUUCUGGCUGGGCAAUCACCAUAUCUACCAGCUGACUAAGGACAAACCGAGACAGCUGAGGAUUGAUAUGGAGAUGUUCAAUGGAACAAAGCGAUAUGCGCUGUAUUCUGAGUUUAAAAUAUCAUCAGAGUCUGAGAAGUAUAAGCUCCAUCUGUCCGGAUACACUGGGGACGCAGGAGACUGUUUAUUAACGGAUUUUGACGGUCGUCUUCUUCACAACGGUCGGUCGUUUUCAACUUUCGAUAGAGAUAAUGACCUGUGGGGUGACGGUUGUUGUGCAUGCGGUGCUGGGGGAGGUUGGUGGUUUGAUGCCUGUUUCGGUGCACAUCUAAACGGUAAAUACUUCAAGGAAAAAGAUUCCGUGCCUAAAUUGGGAGGAAUUCAAUGGUUCACGAUCACUGGGUUCAGAAGAUCUUUAAAAUUUGUGCAAAUGAGCAUGCGCUAAGAACGCACAUUAAGACGGAGAUAUGACUUGAUAAAGUAUUUCCAUUGGAGCAAAGAAAAUGAUUGUCAUUCGUAUUGUAUCGAUUGUUUUAAUGUUUUGAUGUACAAUAAAAUAUUGCAUGAUAUUAGUAAACACAUUUCAUGUAUAACUGUUUUAGAAGUCACCUGUGAAAACCAUGUCGCGUAUAAAUGCUUUACAUUUGUAUUUCAAGUGAAAUUCAACUAUCAUGUAAAUUUGUUGCGCUACAUCUACAACUGAAAACUUUUCUAACGCAAUAAUCUUCAAACAAGUAUUUUUCAAACACGAAUGUCUCAAGUGUAAGUAAUGAUUUAGAUUUAAAAUUGUAAAUGUUAUCAUUUUACACCAUUCUGUGGACGCUCACGAUAAAAUCAUUCUUCCCUGACAAUCAGACGCUUAAGCACGUGGGGUAGGUAUUGUUUCAUCUUGCUGCAGCUGGAAAUUGUGAAACGCGAUAUAAUGUUAAUUUUAUUUGGAUGUCAUCAUUUUAAGUGGGUUGUUACGCUAGGAUAACAUAAAAAUAAUUCAAAAACAGUAUUGUUCGAAUGAAUAUUUCUGGAACGCAACCGCGCAGUUGGCAUUUUGCAGGCUACAUACCACACGUGCUAAAGCGUAUGAUCGUCGCGGAUGUAGCCUUUUAUCUUGAGCUUGCACAAAAUGUAGUCAAAUUAUCACAUAUACAAACUGACUCAUAAGUGAGUUAGUCAGUUUGAUAAAUGUUGGUUUAGAAAAGUCUCCAAGUGAGCGGUGCGUCAGAAAAGUCAACAAGUGUACAUCCCACUGUAGUAAGGUUUGAUUGUAAAAAUAUCCAGUGGGACCAUACCUGUAUGAUCAUUGCUUUUUUGCUUCCCUGUCUUUUCAAACACAAAAGUGCGAACGAACUUACACUUACAUUUAAGGGCUAACUGUAUCCGAUAAUUAAUACCAAAAUCUUGAUCCGUGAAACUAAAUGACUGAUUGACUGAGUGAGUGACUUUGUGAUUGAGUGACUGACUGAUUGAGUGAGGGAGUGAUUGAGUGAAGGAGUGGGUGAUUGAGUGACUGACUGACUGAACGAUUGAGUGACUGACUGACUAAAUGAGUUAUUGAUAUGCAUCUAUUUAAAUGUAUUCUUUACCAUUAAGGCAUUGUAAUGAGCGUAUUGGGUGCAUAAUUUAUAAGCACGUACUGAUAGCCCCGUGCAGUAUAAUUCUUUAAGGGGUCGAGAUAUCGCAAAAGUAGCACCGGAUUCGGGUUCCGGGAGACAUAAUCACAUAGAUUGGACUAUCUUAUUGUUUUAUUUCACUGGAAUUUAAGAUAUACUGGAUUUUGAGCUUCUGUUAAAACUGUGCUGCAUUCUUAUCGAAUUUUACCAUUUAAAAUCAAUAAUUCUUUAACGGAUCAAUAUAUCGGGAAAUUAACACCGGAUUCGGAUUCAGCGAGCCAAAUUCAUAGAGAUUUCACUAUCUUAUUGUUUGAUUUCGAUGGAGCGAGCGAACGAGCGAGCGAGCGUAUUUCGUGUGUGCACGUAAAUAGGACGUUUGUGUGAAAAGGGUGCUUAAUGCAAAACAUAUUUUGCUUAUAACUUGUUCAUUUUUUAUCAUUUUUCAUUUUUUUUCAAACUUUUAAACAGCACUAUAAACUGUUUAUGUUUUAAUAUAAACACAAAAAUUGAAUUUUUUUUGUUAUAAUAUACAUAUGUAUUUUUUGAUUUUUUUUUAAAUUAAUAACUUUUUUAUUUUUGAUUUUUUUUUCAAAUUUGUUUUCAAACUUUAAACAACACUGUAAACUGUUUAUGUUUUAUUAAAAUUGUUGU
This is a messenger RNA of Dreissena polymorpha, 4282 nucleotides long. RefSeq names its product fibroleukin-like. The record is from RefSeq and is a predicted model, not a curated record. The coding region runs from base 928 to 2469 and encodes 513 amino acids. NCBI's taxonomy places the organism in Eukaryota, Metazoa, Mollusca, Bivalvia, Myida, Dreissenidae. The transcript has a single exon.